AUGGCCACCACAUUGACGCAUCAGCCCGCCUCGGCUGGCCCCGCGGCCACCGCUCCUUUCUCCACGGCCUGGUCUUCAAGAUAUCGAGGCGCCACAGUCGAAGAUCUUGACCCUCCUGCCGCCCUCUCUCUCAACCCGUCUGACGCAAUCUCCCUCGCCAUGAUGUCAGCCUUUGAGCGCGAAUACACACACCUCACCAUCGUCGACUCGGAAACCCGCGCCCUGCUCGGCUACAUCUCCAUCCCCCACCUGCAAUCCCUCCUCGAAGCCGGCCGCGUCCAGCCCAGCGACCCCCUCUCCGCCGCCAUGACACGGUUCCAGCGCAAAGGCCGCACGUAUCGGGUCAUCACCAUGCAGACCCCGCUGGAGGAGCUCGAGGCCUUUUUCCGCGGCGACAAGAACGACGGGACAUGGAAGGAAGAGUUUGCUGUCAUCACGGAUGAGAACCGGAGAUUUGUGCUGGGCGUGGCGACGGUGCAGGACUUGGAAGAGUUUGUCAAGAGGCGGCCUGCUUAA
Molecule: messenger RNA, 516 nt
Organism: Trichoderma breve
Lineage: Eukaryota; Fungi; Ascomycota; Sordariomycetes; Hypocreales; Hypocreaceae
Exons: 2
Coding region: 1-516 (171 amino acids)
Source: RefSeq, a predicted model, not a curated record